Messenger RNA from Psilocybe cubensis, 1536 nucleotides. RefSeq lists its product as uncharacterized. The record is from RefSeq and is a predicted model, not a curated record. Bases 1 to 1536 code for a protein of 511 amino acids. The transcript has 5 exons. NCBI's taxonomy places the organism in Eukaryota, Fungi, Basidiomycota, Agaricomycetes, Agaricales, Agrocybaceae.
AUGAAUGCUUUCAUUAGAGCUCGUUUCCAAUUCGAUGAUAAAGACCUCGCUAAUGCUCUAGCUGGACCUAUGUCGCCUCUUCAUAAACCACACGAUAAUUCCCAAGGACCCAUCGCCCUUGAGAUGAUACUGGGAAUCAAAAACCAUGGGUCAUCACAUCUUCUAGUUACGACCGAUCAGGCUAUGCAGCUUUCUAGGCAGCGUGAUAUCAAGCUUAUAAAUCAUAGGGCGAAUCUUUCCCCUCUGGAUUUUGAAUCAUUAUCUCCAAUCUAUUUUCACUCUGUUGAGGCACUGUUGAAGAAACUGACGUCUCUCAGGCCAAAGAAAUCAAACAAAAAUGCAACGAAGGAUGCAGAUCAAGAUACUAGCCAAGCCAAUCAUAUCUACAAAUUGUACAAUAUUGACACGCAACGCGCUGCUUUUGAGCAUGGAAGGCUCAUUUAUAGAAUCUUAAAUGGCUUGGUUGAUCCAGCAAAGUAUGGUGUCGACAAUCUAUCGUGGACCCAGGAUCUUCGCAUUUGCUCCUUUGUAUUUAACGUCAGACCUAUCGAUGACCGAAAACGUGCUGAACGAUUGCAAAACCCACUGGUCCUGGACAUUGGCUUCUGUGAAGCUGAUUUGCCUAAUCUGGAGCCAAAUCACUCCACUGCAAAACACAUACUAGACCAGAGGAAUGCUAUUCUAGGAGGGAACAGAAAGCCAUUUGAAUAUGGAGUUACUCAGAAGAUACUCGGUCAAGAUGCCUUUGAAGAGGCAAUCCGUGAAUUAUUUCAAGAUGUUCGAGUUCGCUCCAGCAAGACGAUGAUACUGCUUGUCUACAAUAGGGAACAGACGCUCAAUUAUCUGCGAAACAUCAACGUGGAUACGUCAGCUUGGUCCUUUGAUCUCAAGGAAUUGUUGCAAUCCUCGAGAGCUCGAUCCUCUCGUGCAUAUUCCAGAGACCACCCCGAAUCUCGCUACCACGAUCGAUCACGAUCACCGCCUAGAUCUCACGACCCGAGGUUGCCGCAGCGUAGUCCCUCUGCAGCAUUUCAGUCGAACAGAGGCGAGCGAUACGCUGAGCCGUCGCCUGCUGGGCCGUCUGGUGCAACCUAUUCGAACUUGUACCCGCCGGUUUGCCUUGUUGAUGUGGAACAACUUUACUUCAAGUUAAUGCACAAUGCCCAAAUCAAAUCUGUAGCGAACAUUGCUCGUCAAUUCGGUGUAAUUGACCAGGAUGGGAUGUGUGCUGGCAACGAAGCAAGUUAUACAAUUAAGAUUUGGAAGGAUAUGAUUGCUCACGAAUUAGCCAUUGACGAGCAAGGAGCUUCCCGCCUGGGAGGUUUGUCGCUCUCCGACGAGCAGCAAAAUACCGCAGCAAACGCCGGCCCUUCGAGUGCACCUGCUUUCGCACCCAUUGAUUCUGAUGAUGAACAGGACCCGAAUGACAUACCCGCUGCCCAGCCGACGGGCAAUACAGGCAAACAAGCACAGCAAAUGUCAUUCGAGGACGGCGAGUCUGAUUACGGAGACGACGACGAGUCUGACUCUGAUUAA